Penicillium lagena is the source of this 1503-nucleotide messenger RNA. RefSeq lists its product as uncharacterized. The coding region runs from base 1 to 1503 and encodes 500 amino acids. The transcript has 6 exons. Lineage: Eukaryota; Fungi; Ascomycota; Eurotiomycetes; Eurotiales; Aspergillaceae. The record is from RefSeq and is a predicted model, not a curated record.
AUGGCACCUCCGAGGCUACACCACCGAAAGUUGAAUGCCACCUUCAAGGGCAUCCAACGCGAUGACGAGAAUAUUUCCAUUCAUCAAUUUCGCGGUAUCAAGUAUGCUUCGAUUCCGGGCCGAUUUGAGAAGGCUCUUCGGGUCGACAAUUUCGAGGGUCGUGUUAUCGACGCUACAAAAUAUGGACCACGCUGUCCCCAGGUUGAUGUCGAUGUGAAGCAUUUACUUCGGAUCCCGGAGGACUUUACCAUUGCGCCUGAGCCAGAGGAUGAGUUCGAAUGUCUCAACUUGGAAAUUACAUGUCCGCCGGUGUCGUCUGGGUCUGACCCUCUGCCAGUUUUGAUCUGGAUCCAUGGUGGCUCGCAAGUGGUUACAUUUUGCUCUGCUGCAUCCAAGAUCUGUGACCCCACCAAAAUCGUUACCGAUUCAAUUAAGACGAGGAAGCCUAUCAUAUUUGUCUCCAUUAAUUACCGGCUCAACAUCUUCAGCUUCGGUGACGGACGGGAGAAAAACCUCGCCCUCAAAGACCAGCGUCUAGGCAUUGACUGGGUGCGAGAGAAUAUUGGAGCCUUUGGCGGAGAUCCUCAAAACAUCACAUUGGCUGGAGAAAGCGCCGGAGCUGUUUAUGCCCACGCCCAUCUCAUCACUGGUCCGCCAGUUAAGCGGGCUGUGCUGGCAUCCGGAACUCUUUACCUCUCAUCCCCCCUACCAGUAGAACGAGGAAACGGACUCAUCAAGACCUUAGAGGCAAAGGUUCAGGAACUUGGCCAACCAUCGCUGCGAGAGUCCGCUGUUUCUGUGCUUGUCCAAGCAUUGAAAGAAUGCAAUGUGAAUACUAUGUGGAUACAGGAAGACCCUGAGCUGGAGAAUUGGGAGACUCGACCUGAGCAAGUUGAAGAGCUCAUGAUCGGUGAUACUGAGUAUGAGUCCGUUAUCUGGCGAAAUGGCAUCGAGGUGCUGGAUGGAGAGAGUAUUGCCGCAGUAUUCGAAGAUGGGCAAUGGGGCACCAAGCUCCGCAAGAUGUAUCAAAUUGUGCCUGAUCGCCCGACAGCUAGCAAACUGGGUGCUCUGGAUUUUGUCAACGACACGCGCUACGCUCUCCCCGUUGAAGUGAUCGCUGAAAAGCUUCAUGCUGUCGGCAAGCGAGUCUUCAAAUACGUGAUCGACCAGCCUAAUCCCUUCCAGCCGUCCAGCCGCUCGCAUCAUGCGGUCGACCUUCUGUUCCUCUUCGAUGGCGUUGAUCUUUCCUUCAAUCCUACUGCACAGGCUGUUGGUCAGGAGAUGCGACAACGUUGGAUCCAGUUUGUGAACGGGGGGAAUCCCUGGUCUGUAGAUAGUAGGUUUGCAUUCGGGCCGCUGGGCGACUGCAGGGAAAUCAGUGAGGAUCAAUUUGCAGAUCGACGACGUGUCAAUCAUUGCAAAGUACUACAGGAGGCCGGGAUAGAUGUGUACUUGCCUAUUUUGUUUGCGCUGACCGCUGGGCGCAUCGGUUUGUUGAACUAG